This is a messenger RNA of Mycetomoellerius zeteki, 2291 nucleotides long. RefSeq names its product ethanolaminephosphotransferase 1. Gene Ontology annotation, molecular function: ethanolaminephosphotransferase activity. Gene Ontology annotation, cellular component: Golgi apparatus; endoplasmic reticulum membrane. Gene Ontology annotation, biological process: phosphatidylethanolamine biosynthetic process. NCBI's taxonomy places the organism in Eukaryota, Metazoa, Arthropoda, Insecta, Hymenoptera, Formicidae. Bases 528 to 1703 code for a protein of 391 amino acids. The record is from RefSeq and is a predicted model, not a curated record. The transcript is spliced from 8 exons.
CACGUCGCGCUGCGUCGCGCAUUCGUUGUAUGCGGUGGUGUGGUCCGUGAGGUGGCGAGGUGACAAUGAGCGACGACGUGCCGGAAUCGUCCGAUACGCGUGCAUACGUAAUACAUGCGUAAUUGUAAAUCGUGAAUCGUGAGUAUUCGUGAGGAGUGGUGAGGUGGACUCCGCCACUCCGGUGACUCGUCGUUCGACGACGGUCAGACGCGCGGCGAAUUUGCGCCUCGUUCCCGGUAGAAAUCGGCGCGAUUGUGGGAGGCUGCCAAGCUGGAGUUUCGUAUUCACUGUGAAAAUAUCGCGAAUACCGAUGCCACGAUGAGCCGACGUGAUAGACGAUUUUGCGUACGGUACAAAUAAGGAAAGAGGCAUCUCCUCGUGAAAGACCGGAGUUCACCGGAGAUCUCUCGCGCGUUAUUGGCGCUCGUCAUCCGGCGCCUCUCCCAUCGCGUAUACGCGUGGUUAACGUUUUUUCCCAGAGCACGACAUUAGAUUCGUAAGGUAGUUAAGAUUUCUGAGAUUCCAAGAUGUAUCGUAAGCUGAAGUUCGAGGUGGAAUACCUGACGGAUGAGCACCUCACGGGGUUCGAGAGUUACAAGUAUAGCUCCUUGGACACAAGUCCCCUGAGCGUGUAUGUUAUGCAUCCCUUUUGGAACAAAAUAGUACAGUAUUGUCCAAAGUGGGUUGCUCCAAAUGUACUAACUUUCUCGGGAUUCCUUUUUACCGUGCUAAACUUUAUGCUAUUUGCGAUUUAUGACUACUACUUCUAUGCGUCCAGCGACGACAAGCCGGAAUACCCUCCAAUAUCACGAUGGGUCUUUGCCAUGGCUGCUUUUAACAUUUUUAUGGCAUAUACGCUUGAUGGGAUAGAUGGAAAACAGGCAAGACGCACACAAACAUCCGGUCCCUUAGGAGAACUAUUUGAUCAUGGUUUAGAUAGUUGGACUGCCAUGUUGAUCACAGUGUGUAUGUAUUCAGUCUUUGGCAGAACAGAUCACAGUGUCUCGCCGCUACGAAUGUACUUUAUACUGUGGAAUGUAUUCAUUAAUUUCUAUCUAAGUCAUUGGGAGAAGUAUAACACAGGUGUACUCUUUCUUCCCUGGGGAUAUGAUGCUUCCAUGCUGGCAACUGUCAUUGUAUUUACACUUACCAGCAUAGGUGGACACGAAGCCUGGAAAUUUGAAUUGCCAGGUGGUAUAUCGGCGGGAAUGAUGUUUGAAAUGUUAUUUUAUGUCAGUGCGCUUGUGUCCAACUUACCAGUCGUUAUUUGGAAUAUAUACAAAUCGUAUAGAGAUAAGACCGGAAAAAUGCGGACGUUUCCAGAGGCUAUAAGGCCUUUAGUGCCUUUAGUUUUGUUCUUUAUAAUUUCCACAUUCUGGAUAAUGCACUCUCCAAACAAUAUUCUAGAAAAAGAUCCGAGAAUAAUUUACUUCGCCAUCGGCACUAUUUUUUCCAAUAUAUGUUGUCGAUUGAUCGUAUCACAAAUGAGUAAUACUAGAUGCGAGAUAUUACCGUGGUUACUAUUACCAAUCGCAGUGGCCGCUGUUUUCUCAUUUAUCUUGCCAAGCAUAGAUUUGGAAAUUAUGUAUUUAGUUUCUGUAGUGGCCUUGGUGGCACAUGUUCAUUACGGCACUUGUGUGGUACGUCAAAUGUGCCGACAUUUCCGUAUUCAGACUUUCUCCAUAAAAGAUCAUUCCGAAUGACUACUUGCCGACGAUGCAUGUUAAGAACGAAGAAACAAAGAAAAGGUCGAUAAAAACUGACACGGAAAAGCAAGCAGGGAGAAGAGAUCUGACACACACAUACACGAACUUUUCUUAGGACUAAUCACGAGGCAUUAACAUUUGACAAAACACCUUUUGAACAGCUAAGAAAGGGAAAUUAUUAAAUCACGUUCUUUAUGAGAACGUGCGCCAUUCACGCGAAAUACGAUAGUAAUGCUGCUCGCAGAGAUUUGAUAGCGCCAUUUUAUUCUAGAUAUCUAAAAAAAAAAAGAUUAGUGUGUCUGAUAGAUCGCCUAUUUAUUUCUAUACAAUAACAAAAUUGUCCGAAAUGUGUUUGACUAUUUACUGUGAUAUACUUAUCCUUAUCACUGCUUUAUCUCCAAGAGCAGCGGUUCGUCCAUAAACGUAAACUCUUCAUCAUGAUAUUCCGCUGGGCUUACAUAUAAUAUGUGUGUACAAAUACUUUUUCUUUGAAUGCUGCCGAGCUCAUUGAGCAGUAAACUAAAAAUGCACCUCUUCGUUUUCGACAUGUAUCGUCCCUCGGACGUUAUUAAUCAAUGACUAAUA